Australozyma saopauloensis is the source of this 693-nucleotide messenger RNA. RefSeq lists its product as uncharacterized. The coding region runs from base 1 to 693 and encodes 230 amino acids. The transcript has a single exon. The record is from RefSeq and is a predicted model, not a curated record. Lineage: Eukaryota; Fungi; Ascomycota; Pichiomycetes; Serinales; Metschnikowiaceae.
AUGUUGGUAGAGGAGAUCCCCAAAACAAUCAACCCAAACUCGGCCACAAUCUACUUCCUGUCGCUGAUCAAUCUCCAGGCCAGACCAACCCAGAAAUCCGCCGAAAACCAGUCCGAGGACUCCGCCAGAAGCGAGAAAAACAGACCGAAAGUCAACUACAACAUCACAGACUUGCUGAAUGCGCAGACGCAGCUAAAUUACAACAGCGGUACCGUGAAUGGUGGCACCUUCAAGUCUUCCCACCAGAUGCAGUUGGAGAAACUCAUCACCAAGAGACUCACAGAGCUCAAUAAGGAGUCGCCCAACCCCACAUUUGAGCUUCCGAAGAUGUUUGCGUACACGAGCAUCCACAAGACGUUGAGUGCGGCCGAUAAGAAGAAGAUCCGCCACGGAAACUCGCUGGCUGCCAAGAAGAUCCUCGCCGCACGGAGAAACUUCAACUCGUAUCUCGAUGAAGAGAAAAAUUGGAUCUGGACAAACACCAUCCAGGGCGUGCAUUUUUCGUUUGCGGAACAGAACUGGGAGCUGGCCUCCAAGAAACGGAAGAAUUACAGCGAGCCCGUGUUGAAGCCCAAGGUGCGGCUCUGUUCCAUGUGUGGUUCGCGGAGCCCGUACUCUAGAUGCGGCGCUUGCGGGCUCUACUCAUGUAGUGUUCGGUGCCGCCGGCUUCACUUCGAGCUGAGAUGUGUGUAG